Molecule: messenger RNA, 600 nt
Organism: Anthostomella pinea
Lineage: Eukaryota; Fungi; Ascomycota; Sordariomycetes; Xylariales; Xylariaceae
Source: the annotation of a GenBank genome assembly
AUGUCUUCUGGUAUAUCUUCCAGCAUACCCUUAAACAUCCCCUUGAAUAUCCCCUCCAACAUACACUCCGACAUACCUUCCGACGUACCCCACCGACAGCCAGACAUCACAAGCCGAGUUUACAACAAACAGCUGACGUCUGCGCAAAUCGAUAAGGUAUACUUGGCCUUACAGCUGGAGAAAUGGGCAAGAUCUGACCAGGCCUACCGUAUUUCAGCGGGCUGCACCCUCGAAAGCAGCAUUCUCCGCGAAGAAUUUGUAUUCGAGGUCGAGAGAAGGUUUCUGGUCAUCUUCCAGACGAUUUUUACUGGAGAGGUUCGAGCCAUCUAUGGGCAGCCCCCUGGGACCCUGGACUUCGACGAACUUCGCAAAGCCAUAGAAAGGAUCGGGUUCGCCAGUUGGCCAACGCACAAGGGCUCCAAAUACAAGUUUCGACCUGUGGACGGCUUGAUCAACAGAGAAGUCGCUGCCAAGACCAUCUUCAUCGAUAAGUGGCACAAGGGGCCGGCGCCAUGGAUCAUCGCCCAGAAAUGGGGCCAUACUAUCACGGUCCAAUAUGGGAUCCGCGGUGCGGAUUUUCGACUAAAGGCUGUUCUCUGA